Molecule: messenger RNA, 5050 nt
Organism: Hippoglossus stenolepis (Pacific halibut)
Lineage: Eukaryota; Metazoa; Chordata; Actinopteri; Pleuronectiformes; Pleuronectidae
Gene: ppp1r3ab
Product: protein phosphatase 1, regulatory subunit 3Ab
Exons: 4
Coding region: 67-4161 (1364 amino acids)
Biological process (GO): regulation of glycogen biosynthetic process
Cellular component (GO): protein phosphatase type 1 complex
Molecular function (GO): protein phosphatase 1 binding; glycogen binding
Source: RefSeq, a predicted model, not a curated record
AAUGUCAGUUGCCAGAAGCAGAAGCACUGCAAGUCAUUUCCCGCUGACUCUCUCACAGAUAGCCCCAUGGAGUUUGUGGGACAGCCGAGACUUUCCGGGACCUGUAACCUCCUAGGAGUGCCAGGCCCCAGCUCCUUGGACGAAGACAGUGAUGAGGGUGAAGAUGUUAUUUGCAUCAGGCCCAAAUCCUCUCCCCUCCCACGGAGAAGGAGCUCUUCCACUGACGAGGAAUGGGAGCCCGAGCCGCCCCUCAGCGGCUCCAGGAGAGUGUCCUUUGCAGACUCCAAGGGCCUCAGUUUGGUGCAAGUGAAGGAGUUUGACACAUGGGAUGUGCCGAAGCUGCCAGGGUACGGCUCCCCUGAGUGUGAAGGUACAGAGGCAGAGGAGUACUUCCUGUCUCCUCACACGUUCUCCCUUCCGUUGUCCACUGAGGAGCUGUUCGUCAAAGUGCGGGACCAGAGGUUGGAGCUGGAGACAAUCGAGUUACUUCACAAUAAGACGACAAUACUGAAAGGCGUGAUCCGUGUCCUCAACAUCUCCUUCAGUAAGACAGUGUAUGUCCGAACUACGUUGGACGCCUGGUCCAGCUACUUUGACCUCCUGGCAGAGUUCGUCCCCUGUUCCAAUGACAGUCUGAUGGAUUGCUUCUCAUUCAAGCUCACCUUGGUGCCCCCGUUCGGGGAGCAGGGAGCCAGAGUGGAGUUUUGUCUGCGGUACGAGACUCCUGUGGGGACAUUCUGGGCCAACAACAACAACAGGAAUUAUGUGCUGUUCUGUCACCAGAGGGUGAAAGACAAACCACAGAGGGACAACGUGAACAAGAAAAGCUGCCUUAAGACAGUCAGUCAGAACUUCUUUGCGGAAAACAUCUCAACCACGGAUGCUUCUCCUGAGGAGAGUACUUCAGCUAUUUCAGUUGUGUCAAAAUAUGCAGAGGAAGCGACCACGAUGAAAGCCAAGCAAAUCUCUGAUGGUGAAGAUGGACAAAAAACAAAGAACGAGAAUAGACGAAUCAGCAGCCGAAGAAGUGGCAGGAAGGCCGCGCGGAUCGCUCGGGCCCAAAGAGAGAAGGGAGGGAGCGACACUGAAAGGGAGGAAACCCCUCCAGAAGCAAAACAGGCAGCAUGUGAAGAAAAGCAGGUGGAAAAGCAUUCAGAUGUGCCGUCACUGUCCGAGGGAGGCAACAGAUCAGAACUUUCUCAGGUUGUUUCAGAGGCCCUGGAAACAUGCAGCAAAUCCCUUCUUGAUGUUCUACAUGAUACGUCACUGGGGGAUGACAGCAGAUCUAACAGCGAGCCAGAGAAACCUGAGAGCAGACAUUUGACUGACUCUGCAACAUUAACAGGUGGUGGGAGUGCCACGGAUACGUCAGAUAAACCAUUGCAUUCACAUGACGAGUCUGCUCCUGCAAAGUCAGUCUGCAGAGCUGAGGGUGAAACUCAGGAGCAACACACAAGCUAUGAAUCCGCUAACAACUCUGUGGUCAACAGUGUAACUUCAGUAGUGACCAGUGACAGCCUUGUUAGCCAAAACACCAACUUCACAUUUGGAACUGUGGUGGCUCCACUGUAUCAGCAGAUGUUUGGGAGAGCGGGAUGUGAGAGUGAAAACUUAGGUGAGUGGGGAAAUCCUAUUCAAGCAACACUGAGUAUUGGAGAAUCAACUCAUAGUUAUCCUCACUCUGAAGGGAAAGAGAGCUGCGGCACUCUUCUAACAGAUCUUAGAAAUAACGCUGACACAUCUCAGGGAAAUGUGAUUAACACUCAGGAAUCACACCAAGAGAACUUAGAUGCCACUUCAAAUAAUCCUCCCAAUGAGGAAGAGCAGACAGGUUUGUAUGAGACGGCAGGUGACAUUCAGGACAGUAUAGAAAAUCUACUGCAUCCAGGUGAGGUCGUACAGGGCUGCACAAAUGCAUCUGAUUUUCCUAAAACUCUGUCUGGAGCAGAAGUAAAUAUUUUACAUACAGAUUUGUUAAGUACACAAGUACCCACUGAGAGUUUACAUCAGCAGGGAGAUGCACAGGAAGACAGUCUGUCAUGUGACUUUCAAAACCAAAAAACUAAAGAAGAAGCAGCACAGGCUCAGCCUUCAGAGAAUACAAGUUCAAAAACUAUAUCUAAAAGAGAUACAACUGAAGCGGAUGACGUCACUGCCAGUGUAGAAAAUUUGCUUCUGCCACUUCAGCCUGAUGGUGAUGAGACAGUCCAACAAACCAGCAAGGGUGGAGAAGAUGACAUAGAAGAUUGUAAACACACACCAGUAUCAACAACCAAGGCAUCUCCAGAGGUGGAUAACCUUGUAGAACCUGAUGAAGAUUUGACACCCAACACAGUCCAUCAUUCAGCUGCAAGACAAACUGAGAAUAUCUACAUGUCUAAUGGUGAAGAUGCUGAGGGAAACUAUUCCUCAACACCCGGGACCUCUCAGGAAACUCAGACAGAAACUCAGAGAGAAACUCAGACAGAAACUAGAAAUGGGGAGGAACAAAACAAGUUGACUAACAAUCGGUAUGAGGAUGAAAAAGAACAUUCAGGUGAAGCUGAGGUCAACGACGAGGAAGAUGAGUCAAUGACACAAGCAACAGUGAGGGACAAUCACACAUGUGGCAAUGAUACGUUUGUGGAGUCGAAAGAGGAAGAAUCUUUAAAAGAUGAACCAAUGUCAGCAGCCAUACUACGGGAGGAUUUAGCAGACACUACUGAAGAGAAUAACUGGGAAAUGAUGGUUGAAGAGGACGAGAAGAAUAUUUUAGCAGAUCAGGAGGAAAACAAGGCAACGUGUUUAAAAGCAGACACUGAGACAGAGCAAGGAGGACGCUCAGAGGACACAGGGAUAGAGACAGAAUUAGAAGACAGAAAUUCAGCAGAGAGGGGAAAAGGCCUGGCCGAGGAGCUCAGUGAUGCAGGGGAGAACGGGACUGAGGCUAAAGAAGCCGAGGGGCUGGAGGACAAGGAGAGCGAUGGAGAGGAAAUAUGGAAGGUGGGAGAAUUAGAAAAUGUUCAAGCCAAAAAUACAGAAAAGAAAGAAGCUGAGGAGGAACACAGAGAUGGGGAUAUUGAAAUGGAGAAGGGAGAGGAACAAGAGGAGACAGAGUUAGAGAAAGAACAACACUUUGCAGAGAUGCAAGAGGUCAGUAUCGGAAGGAACGGUGUCCGAGAAGAGGAGGAGAUAGAAGGGGAGGAGGAAAUGCAAACAGAUUUGAACAAUGGAGAUGAUGAUGGCGUGGUGUGGGACGAUCAAGUAAAACCAAGGGAGGAAAACGCAGAGGAGGAGAAUCCAAAUUACGAGGUGGAGAUUGCAUUGGAUGGAGCAGGAGACUCAGAGGUUGUAGAUCCAGACUCAGAGAGCAUGACAGCAGAGGACGGAGAAGAUGAAGUGUCGUGUUUUGAAGAGAUGUUAGACGUCACACAAGUUAAGGAGGAGGGUUUAUCUGCUCAGAUGAACCGUGUGCAGGCCUGUAACAAAGACAGGGAGGAGGGAAGUGCACACAUUCCAGCUGAAAUAUAUUUUUACAAAGAGGAGGAUUUUCAAGGCACUGAGAAUGACACAAAUAACCGAUCAGAAGCUGAGCGUUUGUCCUCGGCCAUGGAGGGAGACUCGUGCAUUUUAACAGAUGAGCCCGAAAGUGACCAAACAGGCCACGACAGCGCAGAGUCCGACUCAGACGACGAGGUGGAGUUGUACAUGCACUGUCUCAGGGCUGUUCACACUGGGGCUCAGGCCAACAAAGACAAAAACAAAGACAAAAACAAAGACACGGGUUUCAGUAUGGGUAAAAGGCCGUCUGUAAACCGGGGCAAACUGCUUUCCACGCCCAUGCCCUCCAUCACUGAGUCUCUGGAUGAAGACCCACACCUCAGCUGCCAUCAGGACAACCACGAAGACACGGAUGCAGCAGAUGUCCAACCUGCAGCCGCAGCUCCGUCACUGCUGGGCGGACAGGAGACAGUGAAUACAAACGUUUCCUGGUGGAAAGAGACUUUUUCCUGCAGCAACCUAUCAAGGACUUUGCUAUGCAUCACAUUGUUGGUGUUUUUUUUUGUCGUGGCUUACCAUUAUGACUUUUUUGCUUGUUUUGGGCUCUACUUGAUAUCAGUGGUUUGGCUCUGCUUUCAAGGAGAGAGAAAACCAUCGAAGAAUAACAACAGAAUAGGUUGAAAUAAAUCGUCCACCAAUCAUCCAUCCAUUGUCUAUGCCGCUAAUCCCACCUGACAUUGGACAAGAGGCACGUUACACCCUGGACAGGUCACCAGCGUAUCACAGGGACGAACCAUUCACUCUCACUUACACAUCUGUGUUCAGUUUAGAAACUCCAAUUUAACUGCACGUGUUUGGACUGUGAGAGGAAACCUGGGUACCUGGAGAGAACCCACACAGACACGGGGAGAACAUGCAAAGUCCAAACAGGAAAUCUCCCACUGAACCAGGAUUGGAACCGGGAACCUUCUAGCUGUGAGGUGACACCCUGAUAUACAAAUAAAAUUAUCUUUCAUAUGGGAUAAUGGACUCCUUUUGUUCUGCAAACCAUCAUGCCUGCUCUUUAGCUGUGUCUCCAUUCAGGGGCCGCAUCCUUCGUAGGCUGCAUUUGAAGACAAAUUGUGUCACAGCGACACAACAAGGCUGUCUCCUCCAAGUGUGGCUGACAAAUAUGUCCUUCCAUCCCUGAGAAACCAUUCUUCCCAGCCCGACCAAUCCCAGAAUUCAUUGCACUUCCAAAACAACAAUUAGACAACAGUGACAAAUAAUGGGUAUUGAUUUAAAGAAUAUAUCAGGGUAAAUGUUAUGUUUUCCCUAUGGGAGGAUGUUGACUCUCUGUUGUCAAGAGUAGGAACCAAUUUUCUUGCUUUACUGUACAUAAAACUUAGUGACGACUCAGCCAACAGGCUGAGGACCAGUGCUCACAGACCACUUCUGCAGAACGUUACUCAAGUGAAACCCAUCCGUUUGCUGUGUAUGUGAACGCUACCCUAUAGUAUCCUAGUAUUUGUAGUAGUUACACCUAGUUUUCAUAAGUCUAUAAUGAAUAAAAUGAACUAUAGAAAAAUCA